Molecule: messenger RNA, 1562 nt
Organism: Setaria italica (foxtail millet)
Lineage: Eukaryota; Viridiplantae; Streptophyta; Magnoliopsida; Poales; Poaceae
Product: benzyl alcohol O-benzoyltransferase
Exons: 1
Coding region: 1-1392 (463 amino acids)
Source: RefSeq, a predicted model, not a curated record
AUGGCGGGCUUGACGGCGGCGUUGAAGUUCACCGUGCGCAGGCGACCGGCAGAGCUGGUGGCACCGGCAGCCCCAACGCCACGUGAGCUGAAGCUCCUCUCCGACAUCGAUGACCAGGAGUCUGUACGUCUCCACGUCCCCGCCAUCCUGCUCUACCGGCGCAACGAGGCCAUGGUCGGCCGGGACCCCGUGCAGGUCAUCCGGGACGCUGUCGCGAGGGCGCUGGUGCACUACUACCCGCUCGCCGGGCGGCUCAGGGAGGUGGACGGGGGCAAGCUCGCCGUCGACUGCACCGGCGAGGGAGUGCUGUUCAUCGAGGCCGACGCCGACGUCCGCCUCGAGCACUUGGGUGAACCUCUGCUGCCGCCCUUCCCGUGCCUCCAGGAGCUCCUGUUCGACGUCCCCGGCUCGUUCGCCAUCGUCGACGCGCCCCUCAUGCUCUUCCAGGUGACGCGGCUUGCAUGUGGAGGCUUUGUCCUGGCCGUCCGGGUGAACCACACGAUGGCGGACGGGCUGGGGAUGGUGCAGUUCGGCGCCGCCGUGGCGGAGCUAGCGCGGGGCGCCCUGGCGCCGACGGUGCGGCCGGUGUGGGACCGCGAGCUGCUGAUGGCGCGCGACCCGCCGCUUCCGAGCUUCGCCCACCGCGAGUACGACGAGGCGCAGGGCACCGACGACACCGUCACAUCGCUCGACGACCUGGUGCACCGCUGCUUGUUCUUCACGCCCCGCGACGUGGCCGCGCUCCGGGACCUCGUCGACCCGCCGCAGCUGCGCGCGAGCGCGACCACGUUCGACGUCCUGGCAGGGUGCCUGUGGAAGUGCCGCACGGUGGCGCUGGCCCCUGAUGCCAACGCGGAGAUGCGGAUGAUGUGCGCCGUCAACGUCCGCGGCAUCAGGACGGCGAGGGGCGGCGGCGGCAUCCCCAGGGGCUACUACGGCAACGCGGCCGUUGGCCCGGUCGCCGUCUCGACGGCCGGCGCUCUCUGCGCCAACCCUCUCGGCUACGCGAUCGAGCUGGUGAAGAAGGCCAAGGAGGAGGUGGACAUGGAGUACAUACGGUCGGUUGCGGAUCUCGUUGUGCUACGGGGGCGGCCGCCCGUGUCGUUCGUGCGCACGUACGUGGUGUCAGACGUGAGGAAAGCCCCGGCCGCGCGCCUGGAUUUUGGGUGGGGCAGGCCGGUGUACGGCGGCCCGGCGGAGGUCGGCGGUGACCUCGCCUGGGUUGCCAGCUACUUCGUGUCGGUUACGGACGCUAGAGGCGAGGAAGGCAUCGCUGUGCCGGUGUGCCUGCCCCGACCCGCCAUGGAGAGGUUCGCCGAGGAGAUGGGCAAGCUGCUCCAGCGCCCGCUCGUCGACGUCGCCGUGAGGCAGCAGCCCAGGUCCGCGCUCUGAAUCCAACCAAACCUGCGCACACGGGCGUAGUGAUGGAUCAAAUAAAAACGUCUGUUAAUUUCCUACCGUGCUACUGCAAUAAUUUCCUCCCCUGUCGAUGAACGUACAAAUGUCGUUUGUGUGGAUUUUGGUUGUUCUUUUGGAAGAGAAAUGAAACGGUCAAAGCUUGU